AGAACACCUACUAUGUUAAGUGCAUGUGUGCAAUAACACAAUUCGCCUUUGCGCUCCUUCUAAACAACGUGAUUUCAAAACGUUUGCAAAGCUUCUAGUUGAGCACAUCACUGUCCCCUGCCUGACAUCCUGUGUGUAAGUCAGUGGGCCAGAUGUCCUUUCCCACCCCGUUGUACUCCCAUGCGGGCCGCGGGCCUUUCACUGACGUGUACGAGCCAGCCGAGGAUUCCUUCCUCUUGAUAGAUGCCCUUGAGCAGGAUGCUGACAGACUGAAGAAAAUUAGCCCUUCUGUGUGUCUAGAGGUGGGCAGUGGCUCUGGGGUGGUGUCCGCCUUUCUGGCAUCCGUGAUCGGACCUACAGCUCUAUACCUCUGUACUGAUGUGAACCCCGCAGCAGCCAAAUGCACACUGGAGACGUCUCGCUGUAACGGCGUUAGUCUGCAACCCAUCAUCACUGACUUGGUGGACUCUCUCUUGCCAAGGUUGUGUGGAAAAGUGGACGUUCUUUUAUUCAACCCUCCUUAUGUCGUCACACCAUCAGAAGAGGUGGGUAGCAAGGGCAUUGAGGCAGCCUGGGCUGGUGGGAGGUGGGGCCGAGAGGUGAUGGACAGGUUCUUCCCGCUGCUUCCAAAGCUACUGUCCAAUCAGGGGUUGUUUUACCUGGUCACUGUGGCAGAGAACAAUCCAGAGGAGAUCACCACUCUGCUGAAGAAGUUUGGCCUGCAGGGGGCGCCUUGUCUGUCCCGACGAACUGGUCCAGAGAGCCUGUCUGUUCUGCGCUUCCACAGAACAACGUGAUCCUCCCUAUCCCACAGAGACCAUGAACCUGGUGCUCUGACCACAGCGGUUUUAGCUUCAUCUCAACAACCAUGAGUGGUCACCUGAACUUGAAUGUAAAUUGAGUGAAAGCCACUGUGGGUUCAUGGGAGCAUUGGUCAAAUAAGUGACCAUGUCUCAAGACUUUAACCCAAUGCACUAUACAAAGGUUAACAGGCUGUCCAUGCUAAGGAGUGUUCAAGUUUCCUUGAACCUGUUUGUAUUGGGAGAGGAUCCAGUCAGUGUCAGUAUUGAAGACAUGUGGUACAGGUAGAAUUGACAUGCUGACUACACCGGGCACGUGCAUGUUGAUUUUAUUCAUCCACACCAGACGCCAUCAGGAGACGUAUGUUAAAAUAUCUAGAUGAACUCUGAACCAACUAUAUUAAUUUGGGGACAGGUCAAAACAUUCAUGGACAUUUAGCUACCUUGCUAUUGCUAGCUGAUUUGUCCUGGGAUGUAAUUAAACAUUGGAUUGUUAUUUUACCUGAAAA
Molecule: messenger RNA, 1309 nt
Organism: Salmo salar (Atlantic salmon)
Lineage: Eukaryota; Metazoa; Chordata; Actinopteri; Salmoniformes; Salmonidae
Gene: hemk2
Product: HemK methyltransferase 2, ETF1 glutamine and histone H4 lysine
Biological process (GO): methylation
Cellular component (GO): eRF1 methyltransferase complex
Molecular function (GO): protein methyltransferase activity; S-adenosylmethionine-dependent methyltransferase activity; nucleic acid binding
Source: RefSeq, a predicted model, not a curated record